Messenger RNA from Calliphora vicina (urban bluebottle blowfly), 1129 nucleotides. RefSeq lists its product as uncharacterized. Lineage: Eukaryota; Metazoa; Arthropoda; Insecta; Diptera; Calliphoridae. Bases 119 to 1129 code for a protein of 336 amino acids. The record is from RefSeq and is a predicted model, not a curated record. The transcript has a single exon.
AAUUUUAAAAGUGAAAAACUUUUGACUUUAAUAUUUAUUGUGCAUCAACAACAACAAAUACAGCGUUAAUUUUGUGACGAAUAAAUUAGAACAAGAAAACAACAAUUAUUAGGACAUCAUGGAGAAAAAUGUAGACAGCAAUUAUCCAGAGGGCUUGUCGAGUGAGUUUCUGAAUAAAAUUAAGAACAUCCAGAAGAAUGCCACAAAACAGACAUUAAUGACCCACAGCAUGUAUGAUGGCAUAUGGUUGGACUCACUGCAGUGCAUGGAUGGCCAUGGUGUGUACACCUAUCCCGAUGGCAGUGAAUAUCGUGGCUACUUUCGCAGGGGACAUUUUCAUGGUUACGGCACUUUACACUUGGUUGAUCCUUACAAUUUUACCUUUAAGGGGACCUUUAUUGAUGGCCAUCUAAAUGAAAUCGAUGAGAUGUGGUUUGAUGAUGGUCUUUGUGUAAGUGCUGAUAUUGAUGGCUGGUCUAUGGAUUUUAGUUCUUGGAAAUAUUGCUCUAAAGAAGAUCGUCGCUAUGCUGAGGAACAGCGUGAAGGUCUGCAGCCAAUAGGACCCUUCUCUAGGCUCACACCACAACAGCCCCCACGUAAUUUGUAUGGAAAUCAUUACGAUACCGAGGAGGGCAUAUACAAUCCUACUAGUGGUUUAUUAACGCAACGACCUGCCCCCUUUCCCAGUAUACAUUUUGUGGCCUGUAGGAAAGACAUUGAGUGGAUUCUGAACAAUUGCCGUCAUGGUCCUUUGGCGAAUAGGAAAGUUGAUGCCGAAGUAUGGCAUAAAAUUAUACGUAACAAUCUUAAUAGUGAAAUUGAAAUGGCUGAACAUGUACCCAGUUGCAAUUAUGAUCAAGAUAAAAAUCGUAAGCUUUAUUUUGCCAAAUUAUGCCAAAAGUCUAAUGUAGGCCAGUUGUCAAAAGAUGUUGAGGACUCUGAAGAUUCAGUGGGCAGUCGUUUGCGUAAUAGUUCUUCAACCUGCAGUAGUUUUUCAACCACUUCCAUGGAUGUCGACGUACAAGAAGUCUUGUUUCUGGCAGAUGAAUAUGAUCAUUAUAAAUUGGGACGAAAUAUGAGUCAGGAGACCUCAGUGAUGGUAAAGGAUCGUGUUGCAACCAAAAUCUAA